Danio aesculapii is the source of this 2193-nucleotide messenger RNA. It is a transcript of the gene ptcd3, whose product is annotated as pentatricopeptide repeat domain 3. The transcript is spliced from 24 exons. NCBI's taxonomy places the organism in Eukaryota, Metazoa, Chordata, Actinopteri, Cypriniformes, Danionidae. Bases 9 to 2012 code for a protein of 667 amino acids. Gene Ontology annotation, cellular component: mitochondrion. The record is from RefSeq and is a predicted model, not a curated record. Gene Ontology annotation, molecular function: protein binding; ribosomal small subunit binding; rRNA binding. Gene Ontology annotation, biological process: mitochondrial translation.
UGGGUGUCAUGGCGUCCUCCUGUUCGCAAGCUCUCAGGCAUCAUGCCUGUAAGAGUAGCAAAAUAUUGCGCAUUCAUCUGCAGAAAUCAUGGCCUAAAAGGAGUUUUACAGCAUAUCAACAACCUGCCGUUUCUUCACAAGAGGAAGUAGUCAUUCCAAAGAAGAAAACAUGGAGUAAAGAGGCUGUCUUGCAGGCACUGGCAUCAACUGUGAAAAGGGAUCCAACUGCAUCAGAUUACAGACUCCAGGAUGAUCCAUAUCUCACUCCAAAAACAUCAACAGAUUUUAAAAUAUUUUCCCUCUCCCAGGAGUCCGGCAGAAAUGCAGCCAAAUAUUUUAUCAAUACGUAUCCAAAAUACUUUGAGAAAGACUACGCACAGCCCCAUAUUCCUUGUUUAAUGCCAGAGACUCUGGAAGCUCAGUUGGAGGAUGUGUCUGAAGCGGCUCUCAAAGAAAGAAUUGAGCUGAGGAAAGUCAAAGCUGCUGUGGAUUUAUAUGACCAACUGCUGCAGGCUGGCACAUCAGUGUCUUUGGACGUGACCAAUGAUCUGUUAGAUCUGAUCUGUUUAUAUGGAGAUGCUGAUCCUGUACAGGAGACUUUUGUAGCGGAACAGCGGAAUGAGGAAAUGGAAGACAUCCAGGAUGAAACACAAACUAAAAAAGGAAGAUCACCCAAGGCUUCUGAUUUGCUGAAGACCUCCUGGAAAAAGAAUAAUAACGCUGAGAGAAUUUUUGGGCUGUUGUCAGAGCCGAACACACGCUCAUACAGCGCUCUGAUCCGCGGCAUGGUGAAGCAUGCCGCUUACGCCCAAGCAUUCAGCACCUACACUGACCUGCUCAACAACCGACUUACAGCUGAUGUCCACAUCUUCAAUGCCUUGCUUGCAGCUGUCCCAGCAGUACGACCGAAGUACAAUGAAAAAUGGGAACUGAUACUGGAUCUUUUAAAGCAGAUGGCAGAACAAAAGGUCAAGCCGAAUCUUCUGACGUUGAAUGCCGUCCUGAAGUCUUUGAGACGCUGUGGUGCUCUGGGAAGAUCACAGGCCUUUCCUGUGAUCAGUGAGAUGAAAGUUCUGUCUAUCGAGCCCAGUCUGGCCUCUUACAAUCACCUGCUCUCCAUAUUUUAUAAAUCAGGUCCCCAAGUUCAGACUCAAACUGAUGUUUUAGUGGAAGUGAUGAAUGAGGUGUCGGGAAAGAGCUUUACUCCUCAGGACCCUGAUGAUGCUCAGUUCUUCACCACUGCUAUGAGGAUUUGUCUUGACACUAAAGACAUGGAGCAGGCCUACAGGGUUCAUGAGCUGCUGGGGGUUGGAGACAACUGGAGAUUUCUGGGAAGUGAUUUCCAGCGGAGCAUCUACUAUGCAUGGUUCUUCAGUCUGCUUUGUAUGAUGGAGAACAUUGAUGUAGUGCUGAAGUGGUACAGAGAUCUCGUUCCUUCAGUUUACUAUCCCAGCUCUAAUGCCAUGUUCGAUCUACUGCGAGCGCUUGAUACCGACAGCAGAUUAGAUCUCAUCCCAAAAAUAUGGAAAGAUAUGAAACAGUUGGGUCAUGGCAACAGACAGAAGCUGGUGGAGGAAGUGCUGACACUUAUGGCAAGAGAGAAGCACAGUCCAGAGGUGCAGGAGUCAUUUGCUGAUUGCGCGCUGGACAUAAUGAAAAUGUAUGACACAAAUGAGCGAGGCAAGGUCAUGAUGAGCUGGACAGCCAGUUCUCUCUCUGACACCACCAUUAUUCUACUAGCUGCUAACAGGAGACAAGAAGCCUGGGAAAUGCUGAAACUCUUCAGAAGCCACAACAGAGUUCCCAGUGCGGAGCUGCUGAAUCAGUUCUUGACUAGUGUGAAGGAGGCUGGUCAAGUCAAUCAGGCAGUGGAGCUGGUGCAGAUCUCAGCCGCCUUCUGUCUGUCAGAGACCCCCAAACUCAUCCAGAGGGUCCAGGAGGAGUUUGAGCUCUCGGAGGAACACAAGAACAUCUUGUCUGAGCUGGAGAUUCAGACUUUUAAUGGUGAUUAAAUGUUGAAGCUGAGAAACAUCCUGAUGUGUGGGUGGAUUAUCAGCAUCGUUAUCGCUGAAAGUAUGGAGAAAUGUCAGUGUUUGAUGAACACUUGUGGAAUGAACCGAUAUCAGGCUUCAUUCAGUAAAAAACUAUUAAUAUUUGCUCUUAAGGAUAUUAAAAAGGAGUCUGGUUCUUUGA